Messenger RNA from Nematostella vectensis (starlet sea anemone), 12410 nucleotides. RefSeq lists its product as uncharacterized. Gene Ontology annotation, molecular function: protein binding; calcium ion binding. The record is from RefSeq and is a predicted model, not a curated record. NCBI's taxonomy places the organism in Eukaryota, Metazoa, Cnidaria, Anthozoa, Actiniaria, Edwardsiidae. The transcript is spliced from 19 exons. The coding region runs from base 125 to 11590 and encodes 3821 amino acids. Gene Ontology annotation, cellular component: membrane.
GUGAAUAAAAUACAAUAAUAAGCAGUUCACCAAACACGGGGAAGUAUGAGAAGGAAAACAAUACUUUCAGUUUUCAACAGUUCGCUGAAUAAAGCCCAUUUGUUUAGCUCAAUUGCCGUCAUAGAUGCGUAAAUCAGGACUGUAUCUGGUCAAGUCGCUGAUUUUGUUUUUUAUACACGGACAGGUCUUCGGGGGAGCCGGAACCACGGAACAACAUGACUUGCACCAGUUCUGCGAGUUUCCGGUCCAACCUGUUGGCGUCUACCCAUUCAACAAGCUACACCAAGCGAAUGACGUCACCAGUUACCAAGCAACGGGAAGGCACGUGGGCACAGAGUUUGCCCCGGGUGUCCAUGGCGAGCAGGAUGGAUCACUGCUGUUCAAGGGGAACGCAGGCUCAUAUAUUGAGCUGGACGAGGGAAGACUGGACGUCCGGCGGUCAAUAACGAUCUUGGUGCACGUGUUCCCUAUGGGAGGGGCGGGGCCGAUAGUGAACUAUAAGGUGGAUGGGUACGGGGUGCAGCUGUGGCAGAUGAGCGCGAUGGGCGUGGCGCAAACAGCGGCGAUGAUGGCGCGCGUUAAUAAGAGGAACUUGAUGUACACAGAGAGCCUUGAAAAGCAGGUUCUGCGAGGAAAUCAGUGGAACUAUGUCGGCCUCAGUUACAGUUGGGAGACUGGUGUUACAAUCUUAUGGCAUGACGGUAUCCCUGUGGUGCGCAAGAAUGUCGGUCGUCACACAGACAUAAUGACGCAGUUCAAAGUGCGCAUGGGCGCGCUAGGCGUCGCUGACCUCGGCAUGUACUACAAGGGGCGCGUGUCUUGUCUUCAGGUGUACCCCGAGGCGCUUCCACAGCGGCAGAUCACUCAUGCUAGAACAGCUUGCAGGCCGUAUACCCCUGUCACCUCAAUCAGCCUAGGGAUCAGCCCCACUGGAUCCGAGCGCGAACUUGGCGAAAACAUCACCAUGGUAGCGAAGAACCCAAACGGUACACGCUUUUACAGCUACUAUUUCAAUACCGGGGAUGGAAGCCCUGUGGUGACGUCAUACGAGCCUGCAAUCACCUAUCGAUACACCGCAUACGGUUCGUACGAGGCGACGGUCCAUAUCAACAGCACGUGCACGAACAACUUAUUAAAGGCAAAGGCGCUGAUAAAAAUACAGAAACCUGUGGUUGCAAUUGGCAACAUGACGGUGUCAUGUCAACCGACAGAGUACCUCAAGGCGAGCUCGUUUCAUUUAUUGAUCGCAAAUGGAUCGGAUAUCAAGUGCAUUUGGAGUUUUGGAGACGGGAAGGCCGACAAGAUGUUUGACCACGCCCAUGGGGGGAGCUUCAAACAGGACUACCAGUACUUAAACCCUGGAAAUUACUCAGUUGUGGUGACUUGCGGAAACCGCAAACGAAACAUUACACGCACAACAUUUGCCAUUGUCCAAGAAGUAAUCUCGAAACUAGAAAUCAAGCCCAUACCGGUGCAGAUUUAUAACCAAAGCUUUAAGAUCGAGUGGACAAUAGGAACCGGGAGUCAAGUAACGUAUACAGCAAGCAUUGCGAGAAAGGGACUUGAGGUAAUUACAAUUGACGUCAGUUCCGGUUACACCUGGGUAAGAGAUUUGAUUGGUGAAGGUAUCCAUGACGUCACUGUGACAGCAUUCAAUCAAAUCACAGGGACAGUGGAUGCAAUUUCUCAAGUGAGGAUUGUUAGAGCUGUUGCGGCGUUUGCGCCCGUGGUACUUAAUGUGAACAGGUUCAUUGAAGUUAAUGAUAGUGUUGAGGUUUAUUUUACCGAGGCUAACACCGUGAACGGAGCUAACCCGAUAUACCGGGUAGAUUUCGGGGACAAUUCGGAAACUACCGAGGUCACGACGACCAAAGUCACACAUCGCUAUAGACAGAGUGGGACUUUUGAGGUUUCCGUUCACGCUUACAAUAAUUACACAUUCUUCAAUGCCAGUGUCUCGGUGACGGUUGAAACGCCUGUUAUACUGAUCAGCGGACUUCUCUUGGAAUGUAAGGCGACGGCUCUUGGGAAUGAUACAGUAUUGUCAAUCAGCGGUCAAGGUUUCAACGUUAUGUGCAUGAUCAAUUUUGGAGAUAAUACAAGAAAAAAUAUUUCAAUAAGUAUUCUCAGAAAUCGUCAUAACGGUAACUCAUCUGCUAGCGUGCUUCGUCGUUAUAGAAGAACUGGGAUUUUUAACGUCGAGUUAUUUUGCUGGAACCGACUGAGUCGAGCAGAGGCGUCAACAUGGGUCACAAUCCAAGAAGCAAUAAAAAAUUCGCGACUCUAUUCCACAUCCUCGCAGGUUUAUGGCGCCCUUCUAAACAUAACAUGCGUAGUGAGUAGAGGGACGAAUGUAACGAUGGACGUCAGGAUGAAUGGGACGUUGAUGGGUGCAUGGUUAAAUGGUACAACGGGGACAGUACUUGUUCCCCCGAGCGUCUACAAAACCGCAGGAAAACACGCGUAUACUGUACGUUUAUCAAACCUGGUAAGCGCCUCUGAGGUAUUGCACGGUGUUGCUAUCAUCGAGUAUCCUCUAAGAGACUUAAGGCUAUAUGUCGUGAAGUCAUCAAAACACAUCGAGGUAAACGAGACAGUUCAAAUAGAUGUCAGGCUUAAGGGAAGUAGUCCCUUGUUUGAGUUCGAUUUUGGCGAUGGGACCCGCGUAUUGGCAAACUGGACAAGUCAUGCGCUUCAUAGGUAUCGUCAUCCCUCCGUGUUUAACGUGUCAGUUAUUGCAUACAACGCCAUAAGCCGGGUGAUGGCUUUCACCAGGAUACAAGUAGAGAAACCCGUACGUCUGUUGCAAAACAUGACCCUUGUUGUCUCUCCAACUGUGCUAGGGGAUAACACGGAGAUACAAUUGACUCUCGAACAAGGGUCAGAUUUUAAGUGUGAAUGGGACUUUGGAGAUGGAACUGUUAUAACAGUAAAUGCGACUGACAAUUUACACACCCACGAGACUAAACCAGGCGGGGCUUUGAGCUCAACGAAAGUGAGUUAUUGCAAAAGCCACGUAUACAAGUCAAGUGGGGUAUUCAUCAUUCUGCUUCGAUGCGAAAAUAGGUUAUCUGUGUUAGAGGAAUCGACUAAGGCAGUUGUCCAAGAACCUAUAAGUGGAUUUUCACUUCAUCCGAUCUUACCACAGGAAGUAGGAAGGGUCUUUAAUGUCACUUGGACCAUUGCACAAGGUACCAAUGUGUCAUUCCAAGUGGAUAUUCAAGGCGGAGAUGUAAUUUAUCUUACAAACAAUGGAAGUCUGUGGACGACAAGUUUGCAGGCGAGAAGCGACGGCGCGCACUGCUUAACGAUUAAAGGUGACAACCUGGUGACGUCAUUGGAGGAGAGUGUGACAUUCUACGCAGAGCACGUGAUCAGCGGUUUUAACGUGACAACAAUGCACGGUCUUAAAGAAAUUGAGGUCGAGAGAAAUGUUACUUUUAACGUAGAAGCUCCUUCCAAUAUCAGACCGUUGUUUGUGUUUGAUUUCGGGGAUGACGUUACCGUGACAACUCGUCUAAAGACUGUGACACACAUGUAUGGCCUGACAGACGCUAUGUCAGCGGGAAAACCGUUCAAACGCCUUUCUGUUACCAUUCAUGCGUUUAAUAACGUAAGCAGCGUGAAUAAAUCCUUGGCUUUGUCUGUAUUCAAGCCUGUAUUAGAGCUACGCGGCCUUCAUCUGAUUUCUUCUCCCGCGAACGUUUCAAUGGAAACCGUGAUAACGAUGAAAAUAUCGCAAGGAUCCGACUUUAACUGUACUAUCGAUUAUGGUGAUGGCGAAAUAGAGUUCAAAGAAUACACAAACUUGAUUUAUCUUGGUUCAGGACGCCAUGACGAAAAGUUCAAGGGUCUCACUUAUCAACUGAAGCAUACGUACGGCAAAAGUGGGUUCUUUGACAUCACGGCCACAUGCACCAAUAGGAUCACAACGGCUCAUGACGUCACUCGCAUUACCAUCCAAGAGCCAAUAAGAAACCUCCGAUUCAACAAAGUGGAACCAAUCAUAAACGGCAAAAGUUUUAAUGUUUCUUGGAAUCACGAAAAAGGUACGGAUGUCUCAUUUCAGUUGUACCUUGAAAACAUCUCCAUUCCUUGGUAUUUAUCGAAUACGAGUGCGGGAAUAGUUAGGCUGGGACCUGGCGAGUAUUUGAGAGCUGGCCAAUACUCGAUCGUUCUCGAUGCUCGGAAUUUGGUUUCUAGGAAAUCGAUAUCAUCGUUGGUUAUCAUUCAAGAUCCCGUGUCGAAAAUAAAUUUAAGGGUCUCGGAAGAUGGGCAAAACUUAAGGGGACUCAUGUCAAACCUUUUUCCUUCUGAGGAGAAUGUAACCAUAGAUGUGAUACACGAUAAAGGAACGGAUUUGUCGUAUUCAUGGAGUAUCAAUGGCAAAAGUUUCACCACAGAUGAGCCAAAAACUGUGGUUAGCUUUAGCUCUGUCGGGGAAUAUUGCAUACAUGUUACUGCUCGUAAUCUUGUCAGUGAAGUAAAAGGAAACAUGUCUUUCACUGUACACCAAAGCGUUCGUGAGUUACGCCUAUCGAGUAAUACCCCGAGAGUCGUGAACCAAACAGCUGUAUUUUUUAUCGGCACUCAAAGUAUGGGAACGCAAACUUGCUUUGUAGCUGAUAUGAAUGAUGGUACAUUGUACAGUAUCGGAGGUUUUCACUGUAUGUCUUCUUCAGAGAAAACAUUUUUGUACAGAGAAUAUAACUCAUCGAUGUCUUUUGAGCAUGUUUACAGCAAGGUCGGUAUGUUCAAUGUAACCGUAAACGCUUCUAAUGCCGUAUCAUUCGAGACAAGCAAAACAAAGAUUGAAAUCGUAGAUGUUUCUUGUGGCUUCCCGGAGGUUUUCAUUCUUAACCUGGGAGCAAGCAAUGCGACUGCGAUUGACAUAAUGCGCUCCAGGCCGUAUACAGUGAACACAGAUGUUAAAGUCAAUUGCAAGAAGUCUUCCAAUGUUUUAUUCUAUUGGAAGCUAAUGUAUGUUGAAGGCAACGGAAAACUCCAUAUUGUGAGGAUGCAAGUGACCGAGAAAGACAUGACUGACUCCGGAGACCUCGGGUAUCCGAGUCUGUAUAUACCGAACAGGAACCUCUCAUAUGGAUGGUACAAGGUCUCUUUCACGGCACAGAUGGCUGCUCCAGGUCUGGACGUCUUCCAAGCAACUACUGAGGGAUAUCUCAGAAUUAUAUCUUCACCACUGAUUGCUAUUAUAUCUGGUGGUUCGUCCAUAAGAAGGGGGUUUGGAAGGAACGUCACAUUUGAUGGGUCCAUGUCAAGGGAUGAAGAUGUGCCAGACAAUGAGGAAUCAGGUCUCCAGUUCACGUGGUUAUGUCACGUGCGACGUGCCAGUCUACCUGUCUACAUAUCCCGGAUGUUCCGGCUUUCUAUCAGGUCAGGCUUACACCUCUCUGUUCAAUCGAACCAGACUUCCACCGGAAGCUGUUACAGAGACGGGAAGUUUAUCCUCUCCAGCAGCGGCAAGACCUUCACACUCGUGACGUCGCGUAUGGUGGAGGACGAGGCGUAUGAAGUGACGUUGAUAGUCACGAAGGAAUCACGUGUUAGUCACGUAUCACAGACUCUCGAAGUGGCCAGCGGAGAUCCUCCUACAAUAGCGAUGAUAUGCGUGGAGAAUUGCAAGACGAAACUAAAUCCGUCCAAUCGGCUUGCCAUACAAGCACAAUGUACGGAAGGCUGUAAUGGUGGACUAACCUUCGAUUGGGAAGUCUACAUCGAAGAUGUUUUGGCGAACGACUGGAAACCACGAGAUGACAUCGCACAAGCCAACAGCGUCACCAACAAGCAUGGGCCCGUAUUUGCCGUCCCAAAGCACGCCUUUCAGAGUGGGGAGAUCUACCUUGUCCGAGUUUACGGACGACGCAAUGGUGGGACUUCGGGACGGACGGAAUAUCUAUUCACCACGAAUAGUUCACCUGAAGGAGGCGUAUGUUUCUCUGAGCCUACCGCUGGAGAGGCUUUGAUCACUAACUUUAAGAUCGUUUGCACGAACUGGACGGACUCGGACAAGCCUCUUAAUUAUGAGUUUUCGUAUAGUGAGAGCGGUAAGGAGGUAUUGCUCUCAUUCGGCAACGAUAGCACGAUAUUCUCAAAGCUUCCGCUGGGAGAAGCGAGAAAUAACUACUCUCUGGAGAUAAGUGCGAAAAUUAUCGACUUCUUCGGGGCUCAGGCACAUUUUACGUUCCUUAUUCAGUCUACAGAGCCUCAAAUUGCGGGAAAGGACCUCAGCGAUACUCUGACAUACAUGACUUCCGGUCAAGAUAGCGCCCUGGUCAAGAUGAUGGACAGCGGUAACUACCAAUCCGCCUGUCAACUGGCAAGUGCUGUGACGUCAGUUCUCAAUAGGCAGAUUGACAAGCCCGCGAGUCCUGGAGUCAACGCCGCGGAAAUGGUAGAGUCUAGGAAGAAGAUUCGAGAAGACCUCGUUCACAUCAUUACUGCUAUUCCUAUGGAGUCUCUUCAAGUGGUCCGACAGGCAGCAGGUGCGAUUAAGGGCGCAACCAUACGUCGCGACGAGACGAGCUUGUCUACCCAGAAAGCGUCCGAAAAAGUAUUUAAAGAAAUGACAUCUGUGCUACAGAGUAGCUCGCGCGGGGGGUCUGGGUACGACACAGUGAUUGACAGCGCCGAGUCAAUAGUGGGGGGAAUGGGUCAAGUCCUUGGAGCAGCCGCUGAACAAGUCAAUGUCACCGUCAAACAGAAAAGAGUAACGACGGAGCACACGUGUAAGAGUUUUGACUUUGAAUGCUUAGAGAUGGCGGAGGAAGUGCGUCAAGGAAUUGAACGAAAUGCUUCAAUAAGCGAUGGAGGGGAGCAAGAGGAGAUAAAUCUCGAUACAGAUAGCAAGCAGAGCCGCCAAAUCGCCAAUAGCAUCUUCGAAAUGCUUGGCAUCGUGGGUGAUGCUGUCUUGAAUAAUCAACUUCCGGGUGAGAAACCCUCAUUGGUUAGAACUGCGACAAUCAAGAUGGCUGUUGAGAGAUCGCACCCAGAAACCCUUGCAGGCUCAGUCAUAGGAGACGGCGGGUCAGCCUCGUUCAGGUUGCCAAGCAACGCCAAUCUUUUUCACGGCGGAAAAAGCUGCAACCAGGCCGUGGAAAAACAGAUGAUGGCGAUGGAAGAAAACCCAUUCAAAUGGGAUACGCGAGCCUCCGAAGUAAAAGGCCCAGUCCCAAGCCUCUCGCUCAGUUGCGGCGGAGAGAGACUGGAAGUGAAUAACCUCCAGGAGCCCAUUGACAUCUUGUUUCCACGUGACCAAAAACACGCCGGCGCAAUGCAGGAAUUUUGUCUGAAAGCGAACGAGCGAGGGGGAUGGAACUUCCAUAGAAUUAUUGUCAAGGAUAAUGGCACCGCCGUUAGUGUAGAGAUCGGCGCAAGUACCCAGAACGACUUGUGGGUGUUUUUACAGCGUGGAAGGGCACCAACGGAGUCAAAAUUUAUAACCAGAACGGAGGUUAAAAGGAGCCGUGUCACAGUUAAAACUUCAGUGUACCCGACAAGAUUGUUCUGGUCGGAUAAGGUAGUGAUGGCUGGUACGUAUUACAUUGGAGUCAAAGUUGACCCGGAAGUCGUGAAAGAGGGGGAUUUGUGCGUGAACUACACUCUGAAGUCGUACACUUCCAAAUGCUUGUACUGGAAUGAAACGAGACAACAAUGGCGAUCUGAUGGAUGUGAGGUAGGAAACCAGACAAACACCCGGCAGACUCACUGCAGGUGCACACACUUGACGUCUUUCGGAGGCGCGUUUGAAGUUGCACCUAAUCCAAUUGACUUCAGUGCAGUACUAAAAGGCUUCAGCAAUAUGUUUGACACCGGAAACGUUGCAGUUCUGUUCACAAUCAUGACAAUCUUCCUGUUGUAUCCACUCCUCCUCGCCUGGGCGAGACGUGCUGAUAACCGAGACCUAGUGCAGCUUGGGCCAAUCAAACUACCGAGCACCACAUCAGAUGCCAGGUACCGGUACCAGAUCACAUUCGUCACUGGCAAACAGGGAGGAAGUGGUACCACGGCCCAGGUAUCAUGUACAGUCGUCGGCACGGGUAAGGACAGCGGUGCCUUCGUCCUGAAUGACAGCGAAGAGAGGCCACUCUUUCAGAAAAGAAGCACCAAUUCCUUCAUCCUCUCUGUACCCGGCCCAAUCGGAGCUAUCACCGCUCUUAAGAUCUGGCACGAUAAUUACGGUACCGAUCCUUCCUGGUAUUUGAAACAGGUGGUAGUCCUUGACUGUCAAACAGAUGAGAAGUGGCUGCUACUUUGUGAACGGUGGUUAGCGGUAGACAAAGAGGACGGGGAGAUUUCACUGGUGCUCACACCCGCCAGCAUGGAUGAAUUGACAACGUUUAAGGCCCUCUUUAACAGCAAGCUCACGAAGGAUAUUACUGACAAACACUUGUGGUUUUCUGUACUUUUUCGUCCGGUACGAAGUUCCUUUACUCAUGUGCAGAGAGUCUCGUGUUGUUUGUGCCUGCUCUGUACUGCGAUGGUCACUAAUGCCAUGUUCUAUGGACAAGGGCCUCAGGAAAGCGCCAAUGACGACAGUCAGGUGAAGAUUGGACCAAUCAGGUUCAGUAUGACGAGCGUAGUAAUCUCCAUAUACACUUGCCUUAUUCUGAUACCUGUUAACCUUGUCAUCGUGACAAUAUUCAGGAAGGUAAAGACCAAACUUACCAUUAAUGGCAAUAAUAACCCCACCAAAAGAAGUCAAAAGCCUGACAUUUUCAAGGCCAGCGAUCCCGGUGGAUUUUCACAUAGAAAAUUCUCAAACAAUAUCAGCAUCGUGUCAGAUUCAAGAAGAACUUCGAGCGAUUCAGGGAUUGAUCUAGGCUUUAAAAACAAUGCUGUAAGCACCGAAAAGGAACCCUCUCAACUCCAUAUCAAGAACUACAGAGAUGAUGUUGUGAGAAGGUUAUCGGGAGCCGGGAAGCAGGGCGAAGACAUAGAUCACUCUUCCGCUGACCAUGUGAAAAGCAGGGACACUACCAAUCUAACUGUCAAUAGCAUGAGCACUGAUAACAAAACCCAAGAAGUAAAAAACAAGUACCACAGCUUGCCCAUACUCGAGGGAAACAACGAGGCCCAAACAUACAAUGUGUUGACGUCAAAUAAGGUUAUCUCAGAAGAGAAACCUGGAAACAAAUCCCGUUGGACAAUCGGACCGCUGCCUCACUGGUUCGUGCAUGUCGCCUGGUUCUUGUGUAUUACGUCAUCAGUGACGUCAGCACUGUUUACGCUGUUCUACAGCAUGACGUGGGGGAAGGAGAAGUCGGAAGAGUGGCUUCUCGCGAUGGUUUUCUCGUUCACUGUGGACGUGCUGAUCAGUCAGCCAAUCAAAGUGGUGGUUAUAUCGGUGCUGUUUGCCUUGAUCAUUAAGAAACCUCAUGUCCAUGAGGAAUCAGACGAGGCCACCACUGACAAAGAUCCAGGUGUGGAGUGGGUUAAAGAUGCCAAUGAUGUGAUAACUGAAGACAUCAGGGAAAAGGAACUCCAGCUUCACCGGGAACCAGCCAAAGACGAGCUCCAACAGCUGCGACAUCAGAAGAUGAAGGAGAAAAAGCUCAGAGGUUAUAUAAAAAUGCUCCUGUUUUACAGCUUGGUGUUGGCGCUUGUGUCUGUGAUCGCUCAGGGUCAUAUCAGUAGCCAAUCCUUCCACUUCAGACGAUCCAUGGAGAGAAACCUCAUAGAGCCACUCAACAAAUCAAGCCUGAGCACGGGGAAAAUGAGUCAGGUUACCAACGUGAACAAGUUCUGGGACUACGUCCGACAAACUCUCCUUCCCGGACUAUAUGAGCAAGCGUGGUACAAUGGUGAGCCCGCGGGCCUCAGCGGAUUUACUGCAAGCCGUCAAUCACAUAGAGUGGGAGUGACAAGACUGAGGCAGCUCAGAGUGACGAAAGGUGGCUGUCCCAUAUCAAAGCACGUGCACGAGCAUUUCCGGGAAUGCAACAUGGCGUACACACAAGACAAAGAAGACCAUUACAACUACAAACCGCGGUGGGCUUACAGUACCACGCUUAAACCUCACGAGAGGAUCAUGGGUAGGCUCUCACCAUGGCACCACCUCACCGCGUCCAAAGCUAACCACAGCUUACCCGUGAUAGGAACUUUCUCAGUCUACAGUGGAGGUGGCUAUAUAGCAGAGCUUGGGAACGACAAGGAUUACGCAAAAGCUUAUGUUGAUUAUCUCAUGCGUACCCAUUGGAUUGAUAAAUACACACGUGCUGUGUUUAUUGAGGGGGCUCUGUACAACGCUAACGUGAAUUUGCUUACUGUGUUCGAUGUCUUUGUUGAGUUCGGCAGAGCUGGGCUUGCCAUCCCGAAAGUCAACUUCAAAAUAUUUAGCGUGUACACAGAGCUCAAUAGUGGUUUUGUAUUCUAUUCCACGUGCGAGCUUCUCUUCGUGUUUCUGAUGUUGGUGAUUACGUACUCUUUGGUUCGACGUCUUGUUCGCCAAAGGUUGACAUAUUUCAAGAAGUUUUGGAACUGGAUUGACUUGGCACUUUGUGCAACCAGUAUUACGUGCGUCGUUCUUUAUGCAAGGCAAAUACUUCUAAUCAAAAAAGCGGGAAAACUAUUGAAGCAGGAUCGCUCGACGUUCCUAGAUCUCUACGAGUGUGCCACUACCGUACAGAAUAUGAUUUACUCGGCCGCUCUACUUAGCUUCCUGGUAGUGGUAAAGCUUCUUCAUUCAAUGAGUUUCUCGAGGAGCUUGCAACUGUUAAAAGGGACGCUAUCGCACGCAGGAAAACAGGUACAUUGUUUCUUGCUGAUGCUGGCAAUUCUCAUGAUGGCCUACACAUCAAUGACAUUCCCAGUGCUGUGCCCUUACACAGAAGGAUUCAGUACGAUGCCCGAGACUCUGAAAUCCUUGUUUUCCAUUCUUCUUGGUAAACUUGACUACAAUAAUGACUUUGUGUUGACGUCUGACUUCCAGCGACUGGUCCAGUUAUUUCUGCUGUGCUAUGGCGUCUCAAUGAUAUUUGUUUUCAUGAAUUUUCUGUUGUCGAUCAUUAAUAAUGUUUACGCUGACAUAGAAGACGACGAGGAGUUCCAGAAGAACCGGUUUGACUUCUUUGAUAUGGUGAAAGACAAAGUUAUGGAUGUUUUUGGGAUGAAUAAACAGCCGGAAAGGGAAAUGCCGAAAGAAAAAGAAACAGAUUUCAAGGAAUUGCAUUUAAAAAGAAACAUACAAUACAUUCUCAAUACACAAGUCGCGAGGCUGAAUAAAUCACUAGAGCUCAUCAUUUUCGACGAUCGAAAGGAAGAAUUCCAGUGCUACAAACAAUUUGCAAUUGCGAAGGGGGUAAGGGUCGAUGCAGGAUGUGACAACAAAGGAUUUGAAGAUGAAAUCUUUGACGACGAAAACACACAAGAAAACACACAAGACCAAGCUUCUGACAGUGUGCUAUUGAUGUUGCUGAACAAGAAGAAAAGGAGAUUAGAGGAGUUGGACAAACAGGGUGAUACUACUACUGAUGAAAGAACACAUCUUUUAAAGGUUAUACAAUGCCUCCAUGAGUUAUUGGAACUGACCCUGCGAGGAAAACAGGAUCAUCAAAGCCAAAUAGUGAAAUAGAAAUAAGCGGUAAAAAUAAAAAUAAGAACCCCAGUACAUACUGUACCCCCACCCCCAUAGACGUGCUAAACUUUUCAAAACUCGAGAAAAAAACAAUCCUGAUAUUUCAUUAUCUAUACUAAGUUAUAUAAUACGCUAAGGAAUGGAUUGUGCUCCACCUUUCACGGAAAAAUGGCUGAGCUAAAACCAUUUCCACACAUUACAUAUUACAAAAUGUUUUUUUAUUUCAAUAUUAUACAGGGGAGCAAAUAUCUAACUCACGCGUUUUUGUAAGCGAGAGGAUCACCCUCGCAAAGGUGCCAUUUUCAAGAUUUCACCGAAGCACAAAAAUAAUUUAUUUCCCGCAGCAAAAAGGACUAAUGACCUUCAGACCUCCGUGUCUCUCAAGAAAAACACAAAAAGUAUACAGUAAUAAGUCUAUCACCAAAAAUAUCAUCGUAGAGGAGAAAUCUUAUUCUUUAGACAAUUUCGGAAGAUGUGUAAACAAACCUCCGAGCGCGAAUUCGAAUACUUGCCGUAGUUUUAUUGCAUACAAAGAUUAAUUGUAGCUAAAAGACACAACCGUCUUUUUUUAUCGUUAUUUAGAAAGGCAUUAUUUCUACCUUGAAAAGAAAGUAGAUUCUUUUGCUCCAUCGCGCAUAAACAAAACGGUUCGCAAACAAGGAAACGGAAGAAAAGAGCUACAACUGCAAGACAUUUGACUUUUUGAACAACUUCAGUUCAAUCCAUUAAAGGAACGGUGCAUAAACGCUUAUUUAAUCAUAUCAAAAUGGUGCACAACUAUCAAAUCAAUCUCGAUAUAAAAAGUAAGAUAUAAAAG